AAUAAUGGUAUCGAAAGGUCAACUAUUAGUGUUCACAUCUGGAAAAGAUAAUGUCAACUGCAGCUUCAGACUUCAGAGUGAACCUAUGACAGCCAGCCCCCACACGAUCUGAAAGAUCAAUUUUUCGGAUGCCGGCCAGCACGUGUACUGAUAGCUGCUCCUGCUCCUGCUCUCACCUCUUGCCCAUGGCGGCAAAAGCGGCGUCCUUAAAAGUCUGGGGCUGACACAUGACAUGAAAGAACUGUAAAUUAAUACGACCUCGAGGUCAACGAUUGAUGAGUUUUAGUUUUGUUAAUGUGGCAUUCGGAACCCAAAUCUCUCUGUAAUUCUUUUUCUAUGGCUUCUGAUGAGAAAUGAAUCGAGUGACUUCAACAGCUUUUCCUGCAGGUCCUCCUAAUGGAAACCGGCCGGCGACUGGGUUCCAUGAAGGGCGGACAAAGGUCCACGUUUUGACCCUUCUCCUCUACUCUCCGUCAUCAACAUUAUCAUCGAGAAAACCCCAAAAGGCGGCGUCUUGGAAUCAUCUUCUUUCCAUGGAGUUUACUCAUCGCCUCCUUCUCCCGCCAUUUUUCUUCUUCUUCUUCCUUGUCCUCUUUCGUCCCGCUGCUGCCGCUUCAAAUGAUACAGUGACACCAUCACAACCGCUUAGAGACGGCGACGUUUUGGUCUCCAAAACCGGCACAUUCGCGAUCGGAUUCUUCUCCCCCGGCCGAUCUACCAAUAGAUACCUCGGCAUUUGGUUCCAUCAAAUCCGCCAGCAAUCCGUCGUCUGGGUAGCCAACCGUAAUCACCCAAUCGCGGCCGGCGAUUACGGAAUCCUCUCAAUCGACGGCACCGGCAACCUCGUCCUCCAUUCACAAAAUCGAACUUCGAUUUGGUCAACCAACGUUUCGGCGAAGUUCGAUUCCCCGCGCUUCGCGCGGAUUUCAGAUUCAGGGAAUUUCGCGCUUUUCAAUUCGACGGCGGCUCUAUGGCAGAGCGUGGAUUACCCGACGAACACAUACCUACCGGGAUCGAAGCUCGGGUUGGAUCGCAAAUCGGGUCUGGAUCGGUUCAUAACCUCGUGGAGAUCCGACGACGACCCUGCAACAGGCGAAUUCUCGUUUCGGGUCAACCCGAACGGCGCCCCGCAAGUCUUCCACUACCGAGGCGAAGGAAGAAAAAACCCAUAUGCCAGAAGCUUUCCCUGGCCAUGGAAAAGCUUCCCCAAUCUUUUCAACGCCUCGUUCAUCAACAACGAAGACGAGGUCUAUUUCUCCAUCUUCUUGACCGAAGAAGAUUCUUUUCUCUUCUGGGUAGCUAUGUAUCCGAAUGGAGUCUUGCGUCAGAAGAUCUGGUCACAGGGUUACGAGGAUUGGAAGGAGUAUUGGGCGACGCCGACGCAGAAAUGUGAUUCCUACGGGCGCUGCGGCCCCAAUGGUGUGUGCGAUCCUGGUAAUGGCAACGCUUUCGAGUGUUCUUGCUUGCCUGGAUAUGAACCCAAGUCAAUGAGAAGCUGGCGAUCGUUUGACGGGUCUGGCGGGUGCGUGAAGAAGGGAUCGGGAAAUUCGGAUGGGUUUUGUGGGCUGGGAGAAGGGUUCGUGAGAAUGCUCAAGAUAAAGGUUCCUGAUACUUCAGGAGCCGUUUGGAUUGAUAGGCGUGUUGGCGGAAGUGAAGUGAGCUGUGAGCGAGAGUGCAGGAGAAACUGUUCUUGUUCUGCCUUUGCUGAUAUGGAUGGUGCUGGGAAGGAGAGUGUUUGCAUGUUAUGGUACGGAGACUUGAUGGAUGCAAUGUAUUUCCCUGCUACGUCCCAGGAUUUGUAUGUUCGAGUUGAUGCAACUGAAUUUGCUUAUUAUCAGGCUGGGUCAAAAGCCUCUGCUGAGCUGAGGUUGAAGUUGAGCAUUGUCCUGCCAGCUGUUGCUUCAACAGGGCUUGUCCUUGUUGCGUUUUGCUUGUUUUGGCUCAAGAGAUGGCGAAACAGGACUGCAAAGAGGAGAAGGAUCAGAAAUUUGUUCCAUCCAAAUGAUGGUUCAACUCGAUCCGUGGUUUCUGUGAUGACAGAGGAAACGGAUGGAAGCUCAGUGUCUCCAGAGCUGCCAUUUUUCAGCAUCAGCACCGUUCGAGCUGCUACCAAUAAUUUCUCUUCUGCUAACAAGCUUGGACGAGGAGGGUUUGGCUUAGUGUACAAGGGGAGACUACCUAGUGGGCAAGAGGUUGCUGUGAAAAGGCUCAGUGUAACUUCUGGGCAAGGACUGGAACAGUUCAGGAAUGAAGCACUGUUGAUUGGAAAGCUCCAACAUAGGAACCUUGUCAAGCUCUAUGGAUGCUGCGUUGAGGAAGAAGAAAAAAUUCUGGUUUAUGAGUACUUGCCUAACAAAAGUUUGAACCGUUUUAUUUUCGAUCAAAUUGGAGGAGCAACAUUAGAUUGGACAAUACGUUUCAAUAUCAUAAUUGGUGUCGCACGUGGAAUCUUGUAUCUUCAUCAGGAUUCGAGGUUCAGAAUCAUCCACCGAGACUUGAAAACCAGCAACAUUCUCCUAGAUGCAGAGCUUAACCCCAAAAUCUCAGAUUUCGGCUUAGCUAUGGUUCUUGAAGCCGACCAAUAUCGUGGGAAGGUAGCCAAGAUUGCAGGAACUUUUGGUUACAUGUCCCCAGAGUAUGCAACGCUUGGUAUAUAUUCUGAAAAAUCCGACGUCUUCAGUUUUGGGGUCAUAUUGAUCGAAAUGGUUACCGGCAUGAAGGUCAAUAAACUAAUGGAAGGAGCUGAAAACAAGAGCUUGAUAAGCACCGUGUGGGCGCUAUGGCAGGAAGACAAAGCGAUAGAGGUUGUUGAUUCAUCAAUGGUGAUGAGAUCAUACAAUGCGGAGGAAGUAUUGAGAUGUUUCCAAAUUGGCCUGUUAUGCAUGGAGGAAAAUGCCGAGGAUCGACCCAAUAUGCUGACAGUGGUUCUCAUGUUGAACAGUGCGAUGCCUCUUCCUCGUCCCAAACAGCCUGCAUAUGCCAGUGACGGAAGCUGCUCCAACCGCCAACCUACCAGAUCAUGUUCUAUAAACGAACUAACUCUGUCAGGAGUUGUUGCACGCUGAUUCUUUGUGGCUGCAGUUGGAAGAACGCAGUUGAUGUCCAGUUUUGCCUGACUUAUGGAUCUUCCCUGGUACGCAAUGAGAUGCCACUGCAUUAUCGUUGGCUCAGCUAAAAUCUGAACCUUCUGUGCACGUGGUUGCUUUGAUCUGAUCCAAUCCAAAUCCGUUCUCCCCUUGUUUUGCACUUGUUCCGUUAAGCUGCCAGUUUGUCGGUUAAGCGAAACAUGUCUCCCAGUCCCAGGUCAAAUCGAGAGGGCACGAGGCUGUUCAGACAUUGCGUCGUGCUGUUCAAGUGCACGAUGAAGGCUGUAAUCCAUGGUCCGUUUCAGAUUUGAUUUCUGGGUCGCCUGUAUGAGAAGGAGCGGGAAAGAAAAGUGUUCAAGAUUGCGCGCGAAUUUAUGAACUGACUUGGUGUAGGGCCUAGAGUGGAAAAAGUCUUGUGCCCAUUAGUUGUCGUGCUUCUCUUACCUUCCUCUCACCUUCCCCGUCGACCCGAUGUAAUGAAUGCAAACAGAAAGC
This is a messenger RNA of Linum trigynum, 3581 nucleotides long. The record is from the annotation of a GenBank genome assembly. Lineage: Eukaryota; Viridiplantae; Streptophyta; Magnoliopsida; Malpighiales; Linaceae.